AUGUCCCACAGAUGCCUGCGGCUGCCGGUCGGUCGGCCGGUUGGUCGGCAGGCAGCAGCUCGGCCGCAUCUUGCCGCAUUACAGAGGAGGAGGAGGCGGGAGCCGGCUGUUGCCUGGCAACAGAGGCAGCAGGGUCAUCGCCUGCCCCUGAGCCCCUGGGAGAGCCGCAUCGUGGAGCGACUCAUGACGCCAACGCUGUCCUUUCUGAACCGAAGCCGCAGCGCCGCCACCCUGCUGGGGGGGGGCCGACCCAGUGCCUCCGGGCCCCGGAAACGCCCGCCGUCCCCCGCUGCGCCCCGGCGCCGUCCCCUCUCCCCCCUGGUGCCGGCCGCCGCCUCCAGGACGCCGGCGGGCGGGAAGAUGCCUCCCGCUCCCACCGGAACCAGGACCCGGCCCAAACGGGCCCAGACGCCCGCCAGGGUGCAGCCUCAGGCGGUGGCGCCGGUCGCCGUGGAAACCGGGCCCGAGCCGGACCGGGCCGAAGCCCCCCAGGAGAGGAGGGAACCAGAACCGGGACCCGUUCCGGCCAUCGUGGUGUCCGCCGCCCCGCUGACUCCGCCCUCCAUCAGCCCGGCGCCGAGCGGCGAGCCGGCCGGACCCGCCCCGGCGGCACCAGCAGCACCAGUGGUACCAGCAGCACCAGCGGUACCGGCGGCGGCGGCCUACAAGCCGUCAGCAGGUACCACCGACCCGGAAGAGGCGGCCCGGGUUCUGGCAGAGAGGCGGCGCCAGGCCCGGGAGCAGCGGGAGAAGGAGGAGCAGGACCGGCUGGAGCAGGAGCACCGCAACAGGUUGGUGCCGACCCGCAAGUCCAGAACCACAAACCGGGCCGGGGAGGCCGGAGAGUCUGAGCCCGACCGGGCGCGCUUCAUGGCCGAGCAGCAGCGGCUGAGAGACGAAGCCCAGCGAGCUGAGGAGGAACAGCGGACCAGAGCCGAGGAGGAGGACAACGCCAGGCUGCAGAAGCAGAGGGACGAGGCCGAGGCCAAAGCCCGAGAGGAGGCCGAGCGGCAGCGGCUGGAGAGGGAGAAGCACUUCCAGAAGGAGGAGCAGGAGCGGCUGGAGAGGAAGAAGCGCUUGGAGGAGAUCAUGAAGAGGACCCGGAAGAGCGACGCCAGCGAGAAGGUGAGCUGGACCAAGAGUCUUGGGGGUCCAUGGAGUCUGGGGGCUCUUGGGGGUCCAUGGGGUCUGAUGCUGGUUCUCCUCCACAGAAGGACGUCAGAGCGCCUGCACAGGUCAACGGCUCCGAGCUCAGCCAGGGUCAGUUCUGCCCCGGGGAACCUCCAGGCCGCGGCCCCCCUGGUAGUUAAUGGCGUGCAGCCCAGCUCGCACCAGAACGGCGCCCUGGAGGGGCGGGGCCAGCAGGGCGGGCGCGGCGGCGAGCCCCGGCUGCCGUUUGAGGGGGCGGAGCCUUUCCUGAUGAAGAGCAGCCCCAUGAAGCCCCAGCACGUCGCAGGCGGUCCGGAUGGCUCAGAACCUGAACCGCUGAUGAUGAUGAUGCUCCCCAUCUUCAUCUUGCUGCAGUACCCCUCAGACGGUCUCAAACAGGCUGAUCCACCCUCCAAACGGGUCACAUGA
Messenger RNA from Menidia menidia (Atlantic silverside), 1578 nucleotides. NCBI's taxonomy places the organism in Eukaryota, Metazoa, Chordata, Actinopteri, Atheriniformes, Atherinopsidae. The record is from the annotation of a GenBank genome assembly.